AUGAGCAGCACCCUCUGUGGAGGAGAUGAAGUUGGGGUGUUUGUUUCUGACAUUGGCUCCUAUACAAUGAGAGCUGGCUAUGCUGUUGAGGACUGCCCAAAGGUUGAUUUUCCCACCACUACUGGUGAGGUACUUGAAAGUGGGAGCAUAUUGAUGGAGAUAGAUGGGGGUAAAGGCAAACAAGUAAGUCCCACAUACUACAUAGAUACUAAUGCAUUGCAUGUUCCAGGGGAGAAUAUGGAGGUAAUAUCACCUUUAAAGAAUAGAAUGAUUGAAAAUUGGGACCGCUUCCAAACUAUUUUGGAUCACACUUACAAGAUACGUGUCAAAUCAGAAGCCAGCUUGCACCCUGUUCUAACGUCAGAAGUACCAUGGAAUACCAGAGUAAAAAGGGAGAAACUGACAGAGAUGAUUUUUGAACACUACAACAUCCCUGCAUUCUUCCUUUGUAAAACUGCAGUUCUUACAACAUGUGCUAAUGGUCAUUCCACAGGGCUAAUUUGGGAUACUGGGGUCAGUCAUACUACUGCCAUUCCAGUCCAUGAUGGAUACGUUCUUCAGGAACGCAUUGUGAAAUCACCUCUUGCCGGAGACUUUAUUACCAUGCAAUGCAGAAAACAAGAGAUGAAUGUAGAAUUGAUCCCUCCAUACACAAUUGCAUCAAAAGCUGUUCAUGAAGGAUCUUCAGCAAAUUGGAACUUUUGGAAGAAAAAGUCAUUAUCUCUAUGCCGAAGUGGGCCUCUGCUUCCCAAGUGGUGGGGGAACUGUCCCAAGCUUCAAUUCUUUUUUGCGGCUGUUUUCAGAGAUAAUUUUGGGGACCUGUAUGUUUUUGGCUCUUCCAAGGUGGGAGCCGACUUGGCGGCCAGCUGGACAGCGCCCGCCUGCCCAUCCUUUCCAUCCUUCCCUUCGUGGAGCCUGGGCUUCCGCGCCAUUGUUCUGAUUGCUAGUCCGGUGCCCGCGCUCUCCUUUGAAGCUCCUCCAAAGGAACUUUAUCCCUCUGUUCCAGCUGGCGUUUCAUUAAGCCCUUGCUUCACAGGAUUUUCCACUCCCAUUGACACAUCAGAGCGAGGAUGUGACCAUUAA
This is a messenger RNA of Phascolarctos cinereus (koala), 1083 nucleotides long. RefSeq names its product actin-like protein 6A. Lineage: Eukaryota; Metazoa; Chordata; Mammalia; Diprotodontia; Phascolarctidae. The record is from RefSeq and is a predicted model, not a curated record.